Penicillium expansum is the source of this 483-nucleotide messenger RNA. RefSeq lists its product as uncharacterized. NCBI's taxonomy places the organism in Eukaryota, Fungi, Ascomycota, Eurotiomycetes, Eurotiales, Aspergillaceae. The transcript has a single exon. Bases 1 to 483 code for a protein of 160 amino acids. The record is from RefSeq and is a predicted model, not a curated record.
AUGCCAAACGUGGAUACCCGGGCGGAGAUAAUUUGUGCCCCAACAAUCCUUCUCUUCAGCUCUGUGUUUCUUAUUGCCUGGAAUUCCACCUUUCCGUCCGCGACAGAGAAGUUACUUUGGCGUAUCACUAGUGUGAAUACAUUGGCCUUUGCGUUGGUUGGAGGCCCUCUUUCACUAUACUUUCAUAGAAAAAUGUUUCGGCCGGAGUUAACAAAAGCAAGGGCACAAGCUACAAUGAAGCGGAAAAGAGGGUCUAAAAACAGAUGGAUCAGCCGUCUCGCUGCAAGGCUUAGGAAUAUUGAUCCUGAGCUGGAUCCUAACUUGGAAAUCCCCCUUCGUGCUUUGAUGCCAGUUUCUUUUGUCUGUGCCUUUUAUUGUGUGGGUCGAGGAUUUAUCUUAACGGAAGACUUGAUUGGACUGAGGAUCAUGCCGGAGAGUGCGUAUCAAACUGUCUCAUGGUCAAAAUACUUACCGCAUUGGUAA